GGGCCUUGGAGGCGGAGCGGGCUCGGAGCAUGUUUGGUGCUUUGUUCUGUGCUCCAGCGUGUGACCGGAAAAGUGACCUCCUUAGCCAUCCAUCGGGCCGUGGGUCUGGCGGCCGGGUCACCGGAGCUUGCGUGGGGGCGGGUCGCAAGCACCCUUGGAGCCCAGAGGCCCGCACUGUGAAGGUGACUCCCGCGGGGAGGAGGGCGACGGCCCCUGGGAGGACGAUGGCUGGCGUCCGCCUCUCCCAAACCUACUUCCCAGCGGUCGCUGUGUGGCUCCUGUGCGCGCUCGGCCUCCCGGACACCGCCGCCGGCCCGCCGCCCACGCCCCCCGCGCUGUCAGCUGAAGCCUCCUGCCUGGACCGCUUUACCCCGGGGGUACCCGCCUUCGUGCUCGACACCGAUGCCUCGAUCCGCAACGGGGCCACCUUCCUGGGUUCCCCAACUGUGCGCCGCGGCCGGGACUGCGUGCGCGCCUGCUGCACUACCCAGAACUGCAACCUGGCGCUGGUGGAGCUGCAGCCCAACGGCGGGGAGGACGCUGUCGCCUCCUGCUUCCUCAUCAACUGCCUCUACGAUCAGAACUUCGUGUGCAAGUUCGCUCCCAGGGAGGGCUUCAUCAACUACCUCACGCGGGAGGUUUACCGCUCCUACCGCGAGCUGCGGACCCAGGGCUUUGGAGGGUCCCGGAUCCCCAUGGUCUGGGCAGACAUGGACUUGAAGGUACAGCCCCAGGAACCCCUGGUGCUGACGGGUGUGGAGAACACAGACUGGCACCUACUUCAGGGUGACACGGAUGUCAGGGUAGAGAGGACUGAUCCGGACCAGGUGAAGCUGUGGGGACUCAAGGAAGGUACCUACCUGUUCCAGCUGACAGUGGCCGACUCAGACCAGCCAGGGAGCACAGCCAACAUCACAGUCACCGUGCUGUCCACCAAGCAGACAGAAGACUAUUGCCUAGUACCCAAAAAGGUGGGCCGCUGCCGUGGUUCCUUCCCCCGCUGGUAUUACGACCCCAUAGAACUGAUCUGCAAGAGUUUUGUGUAUGGAGGUUGCUUGGGCAACAAGAACAAUUACCUUCGGGAAGAAGAGUGCAAGCUAGCUUGCCACGAUGUGCAAGGCCCUUCCCUGGAAAGGCACAAUCCAGUGUGCUCUGGCACCUGUCAUUCCACUGAGUUCCACUGCAGUGACGGCUGCUGCAUCGACAGCUUCCUGGAGUGUGAUGGCACUCCCGACUGCCCCGAUGCCUCCGAUGAGGCCACCUGUGAAAAAUAUACCAGUGGCUUUGAGGAGCUCCAGAGCUUCCAUUUCCCCAGUGACAAAGGGCACUGUGUGGACCUACCAGACACAGGCCUCUGCAAGGAGAGCAUCUCACGCUGGUACUACAACCCCUUCAAUGAACGCUGCGCCCGCUUUACCUAUGGCGGUUGUUAUGGCAACAAGAACAACUUUGAGGAGGAGCAGCAGUGUCUUGAGUCCUGUCAUGGCAUCUCCAGUGAGCAGGAGAAGGAUGUGUUUGGUCUUCGGCGGGAAAACCCCAUUCCCAACGGAGGCUCCAUGGAGGUGGCCAUUGCAGUGCUCCUGGCCACCUGCAUUGUGGUAGUGGUUGCCAUCCUGGGUUACUGCUUCUUCAAGAACCAGAGAAAAAGCUUUCACAGAUACCGCCAUGGCCACCGUCACCCCCCUCCCCCUACUCCUGCGAGCUCCACCGUCUCCACCACCGAGGACACGGAGCACCUGGUCUAUAACCACACCACCCGACCCCUCUGAGCCUGGGGCUGCCUUGGCCGUUGGGCUUGGGGUUCUCGCCAGCUCUCACCUGGCCCUGCUUCCUCCUUGCCAAGACUGAGGCCUGGGCUGUGAAAGACUUUGGGACCAGACCCCUCCUGCCUGUUUCCAGGCCUACUCUGCCUCAAAAGCCAGGGUUCUAGCCACUUUUGGAUGUGUCUCAGCUAAGCUCAGGCAACUUGUUCCUGAGGAGGCUCCAGUGUCUGAAAGGAACAGAAAACCUUACAGCCAGGACUCCCACACACAGAUGGGCCUUCCUACCUAGGAUUUCAGAGGAAGUUGGAAUUUCGUUUCCAGGUUUAAAGCUGCCUGCCCCACACCAUGGUGUUGGGAAGGGACCUGGGUGGUGUCAGAAGCUGGAGGCCCCAACCCUGUCCUCCAGAGCUACCCUUCCCACUCUGCACAGUCCAGAGCUGGGGAAAGGACCUCCCUAUGUAUUUUGUGCUGUACAGAGUUGCUUUUUGUUUAUUUAAUGCCGUGGGGGUGGAUGAGAGGAGUGGAAGUGGCUAUGUGGCCUGUGCUGCCUCUUCCGCUUCUCCCGAGAGUGAGCCCCAACUUGGCCUGGCACUGGGAGCCAGAGCUGCUCCAUCUUCGCCGUACCCCCCAGGGCUCUCCAGCACCACACCCCACCUGCUCCCCUAUUUCCCUCAGGCCCCAUUCCACCCAUAGUGUAAUAAAAUCGUUUGUUCUGUGAGGCUUCUGCCUCUGCUCUGUGGGCCAGCAGAGGGACAGAGCUGCUGGGGGGAGAUGUGACUGCCCAGUCCAACCGGUUCAGGCUUUGGCCACCUUGUUCAGCAGGUUUUCCGACCCUUUCGAAACUGCCCCAACCCCUGAGGGUGGAGAGAAGUGCCAAGUUUGACCACCAGAGGGGAGGGGUGAGAGGGCCAUGGAAGUAGGGGGCCCAGGGAAGCUGCAAUGCUGCUGUGUAGUCUUGUUUCUUCCUUCCUGGUUUGAUCCUGUCAACAAGCCUGUUUGGUAGCUGGGGCAUCCUCACUGCAGUGCAUAGUUGAGAAUAGGGAGGGAGGGAACGCAGGCUUGAGCCCUGGUUCUUACCUCCACUCCCUUUGGUAUGGGGUCUAGAGACAGGAGUCCUAUUUGUCCCAAGUCACCACUGCCUUCCCUCCUCACCCAGGGAAGCCUUGGCUUCUUCACAGGAAUGUAGCUGCUCCCCAGACUCUGAGCUCCUACCCAGGAGCCUUUAGUUGAGGUACGCCUCUCUCAUCCCCACCCCUCUCUUGGAGCCACAUUUUGGUGCCAAAAAAAAAAAAAUGCUUUUAAUUCAUUUCUUCAACAAAUUAUCGUGCAAGGUAUUGUCAAAUUAGGUCUUGUCAAGCUAAGCACACAGGAAGCACUAUGUAAGUGUUUUACAUAUCUCAAGUGAGUGCCUCAGCACACAACCUUAUGAUGAAGGUACUAUGAUCCCCAUUUUACAAGUGAGGAAACUGACAGCAACAUUGAGUUCCCAAGGUCUCCGAGCUGUUACAGGAGGACCAGAUUCAAACCCUAACUGCAGAGGGUGCUAAAAGAAAUGUAUACGAGUAAACAUUUUAAGAGGAAAAAAACGAUUGAAACUGUAAUAAUAUAUACCAAUAACAAAAGAUGAAUACCAGUUAUGUGUAUACUUUUUUUUGGCACCCCUGGUAUAGUUCCAGAGUCUAGUCUUGUAAAAGUGAUUGUGAUAAGUGCUAUACAGAAAAAUAAAAUGGCAAAGCGAGA
This is a messenger RNA of Hipposideros armiger (great roundleaf bat), 3503 nucleotides long. It is a transcript of the gene SPINT1, whose product is annotated as serine peptidase inhibitor, Kunitz type 1. The transcript is spliced from 11 exons. The record is from RefSeq and is a predicted model, not a curated record. Gene Ontology annotation, cellular component: plasma membrane. The coding region runs from base 30 to 1769 and encodes 579 amino acids. Gene Ontology annotation, molecular function: serine-type endopeptidase inhibitor activity; protein binding. NCBI's taxonomy places the organism in Eukaryota, Metazoa, Chordata, Mammalia, Chiroptera, Hipposideridae. Gene Ontology annotation, biological process: epithelium development; extracellular matrix organization; epidermis development.